UAAAUUAUAUAAAAUAAUUUAUAUAUAUAACAUUCAUCCCGCGCAAGGCGCGGGUCUUAACCUAGUUCUUUUUUUAAAAAAAAAGCAAAACACUUCAUCUUUGAAGUUAUAAAGUGUUUUUUGGAGAUAUUCUUAGUAUCAUAUGUGCUUUUUUAAUUCAUUUUUAUUUUGUAUUAUUUUCGGUUAUAGAAUUUAUCUAGCCUCCGAUACCCUAUAAGGGAAUGUAAAGUAAAAUCUGGACUGAAAUAAGACAAUAUUUUUGAUUUUCUUUUUUUCUCUUAUAGCUAGUUAGCUACACUCCUAGUCCUUAGUUUAGCUUUCCGUAAGUUGAAAGCAAAGACGACUUGCAGAGUUACUUUUCAAGUUGCACACUGUUGAAAAACCUAGACGUUGUAAAUGCUUUAUCCAUGUAUCAGGACAUAUAUUUAUAUGCAUCUCUAGCCUCUAGGUUUAGAGAUCCAAGUAUAUAAUAAAACCCAUAACAAAUUAAGUAAAUUUGUGUUCUUAUCUUAAGAUGAAUUUUAUCAUUGGCAGUAGACAGUAGACACUAGUAUUUGUAAAUAUAUGAUAUUCAAUAUAUUUUUCAUAAUUAUGUGUAUGUGAGGUCUAGUUAACUUGAAUCUUAGAGCAUCAGCAUUAGUGAACCCCUUGGAAGGGGUUCACAAAGCAUUUUUUUAUUAUUAUUUUUUUUCUGUUUGAUUUUUGUUUUUAAGCAUAUAACCAGACCAACCGCGGGCCGCCACGUGUCGUGGGGCCCGCGCUACAGUGAUGAUCCGGGUUCAGUGCAGUGAACUUCUAAGAGGGAGGUUCAUUGCUUUUGUUUAUUUUAAUAUUUUUUUUUUUCGAAAACUGUGUGAACUCCCCAUGGAAUUCACUAAUGCAGAUGCUCUUAGUCUCGGCUGGAGAUUAUAAACUCAUUCUCUUUUUCAUGAUUAACAAAGUGUGUAUCAUAAAUAGCUAAAAAGAAAAACUGAUUCUUACGAAUUCAGGUGCCGAGAUAGCAUAUUUUCUUGCCAAAAUCUUUCCAAUAAUGUACAAGAUGAUGAUCAGUAUUAAUACAACUCCCUCGCUCACUCAAAUCAUGAGUUCCUCUCUCAAACUUUCUCACUCUAUUCCACAUACAUGCGCAAAUGCUCUAUUCUUGCCUUUUAACAUGAUCGUAUACGAAAAAAACAUUAACGUAUACGGUAUAACCAAAUGGCCCCUCCACCUGUAGACGUCUCUCGGAUCUCGUACCUCAUGAACCACAAGAUUCCUCAUGACUAUUUCAAUAGUGAAUAAACGCACAUCGAUUUUUUUGUGAGCGAAAGACUCUAAAGUCUAAACUGCUCACAGGGCCGGGCCUGACAAUUACCGGCCCAAAAGCAAAAUAAUUUUUUUGUUCUUUUACUUUAAAAAAAUCAUGAAAAACAUUGAAAAUGUAACAAAGGCGUUAGAACCCGGCCUCCUAAGAUAAUUAUGCAUCAUUACCGCUAGACCAAAGACUAUCUUCUGUUGUUUAUGGCCCCUAAAAUAUCUAAUAAUAAUCCGGCCCUGAAACACAUGCUUCACCUGCCUAGGCCCGGCCCUGCCUGCUCAUAGACUCAUAGUAUUCAAACCUUCUAUUUGGCAGAAGCUUAAUAUCUUGUUUGUUUAAUUUUAAAUUUGGUUUAUUGUGUAUUUUGUAAUAAUGCCGUUUAUAUUGAUAGUAAACCGAUUGGUAGUUAACUUUUAUCACGAUUUCGAUCAAUGAAAAAAAUGAACUAUUGAUCGGAUCAUGCAAAAAUAUGACUUUAUCUGCUAAAUUAGAAUUCACUGCCAAAUGUGUUUUUGUUCCAACCAUUGUGUAACUUCCCUACAGGGGAUAGUCUGGUUCACAAUAAUAUUUUCUAUGAUCAUAAUACCAGACGAUGUCGUAGAUGAGUGGCCUCCGUAAAAUCCAAAAUCCAGUAGAUCAAAAAUGGAACAUAUAAAAUCCUGAUUAUGUUUUCAGCAAUUAAAAAAGAAUUAAUAGUACGUAAAUACAUUCAUUUCCUCUAUUAUGUGCUCCACUCUCUAAUAAUAGAGCAAGUAAUAACUAAGUUUAGUGGUCUAAAAAGAAACAAUACUUUUAAUUAAUUCCACCAUAUUUGUUAAGUUAAAAAUGUUUGUAAGUAAGAAUGUAUCUAGCUUUUAGGUUAACUAGAAAAAUAUCCAAGAUAAAGUUUAAAGCUAAUAAAAAAAAAGUUUAAAGCUAAUAGAAUUUGAAUGAUGCUUGGCUUUGGACUUUGGGUUUACGGAUGUCACCCUAUAAAAUGUUUGUAUAUUCCAUUUAAUGUAACUCAAUAUUUAUGUACAGAUUAGAAGAUAUCGACAAUGAAGUAUUAAAUCUAUGAAUAAUCUAAAGAAUCUUAAACCCAUUAACCUUUUUGCUUUUCUAAUAAUUCCACCACAAUACAAACACACAAGUUGCAAACUCGAUAUGUAAUUGGAACACUAUUAUAACACAAAUGCAUAUAAGUGUUCCUAAAUAAAUCUGCAUAUGAAAGCAAGCUUUUUCCCUUUUUAACUCUCUCAACUCCUACCUUCCUUUACCAACCUUUACUUUCUUUUCACACACACACACAUAUGUAUAUAUAGAGGGAGAGAGAGACCUUUAUGACUUCAUAGAAGAGAGUGAUGUGCUCAAAGAAAGAAGUAGAAAGUUCAGGAGCCAUGAACAACAUACAAAAUCACCCAAAUAACCUCUUCUUUCACCAACUUGUCUCCCAUCAUCAUCACCAAGAACCUUCUCAAUCCGAAACUUUCAGAGCCCCAGGUUACAACGUCGAAUCCGGAUUCACUAUCUUCUCCCAGGACUCCGUUUCCCCAAUAUGGCCUACUUCGACCCAACCACAGUUCGAUCCAUUUACUCCUCCUACUCCUCAGGCAUCUUUCUACGGGAGUUUCUUCAAUAGAAGCCAAGCUCAUCAUCAGGGAUUACAGUUUGGAUACGAGGGUUUUGGUGGAGGCACGUCAGCAACGCAUCAUCAUCAAGAACAGCUUCGGAUCUUGGCAGAGGCUUUAGGUCCCGUAGUGCAAGCCGGGUCGGGUCCUUUCGGGUUACAAGGUGAGUUAGGGAAGAUGACAGCACAAGAGAUCAUGGAUGCUAAAGCUUUGGCUGCUUCAAAGAGUCAUAGUGAGGCUGAGAGAAGACGAAGAGAGAGGAUCAACAAUCAUCUUGCUAAGCUCCGUAGCAUAUUACCCAACACCACCAAAACUGAUAAAGCGUCAUUACUAGCAGAAGUGAUUCAACACGUGAAAGAGUUGAAGAGAGAGACUUCAGUGAUCUCGGAGACAAACUUGGUUCCAACAGAGAGCGACGAGUUAACGGUGGCUUUCACAGAGGAGGAAGAAACCGAAGAUGGCAGACUCGUAAUUAAAGCGUCGCUUUGUUGCGAAGACAGGUCGGAUUUAUUGCCGGACAUGAUCAAAACGUUGAAAUCGAUGCGUCUCAAAACGCUCAAGGCCGAGAUAACCACCGCCGGAGGACGAGUCAAGAACGUGUUGUUUGUCACCGGAGAAGAGAGCUCCGGGGAGGAUAUGGAAGAUUAUUGUAUAGGGAUGAUAGAGGAAGCUUUGAAGGCGGUGAUGGGGAAGUGUAACGUUGAAGAAUCAUCUUCUUCUGUGAAUGCUAAGAGACAGAGAAUGAGUAGUCACAACACUAUUACCAUCAUCGAACAACAACAAUAUCACCAUUAAGGUAAUCAAGUUUUAAUCAAUAUUGUACGUCAUGUUAUACUAUGGAUAUGUGUGCUUGUGUGUGUGUCUGUAUAACGGAGAUAUUUGUAUCCAUUAAGGGACUUGGUUUGGUUAUGAGUACUUUCUUUUGGUUGUUAUAUAUGUUGAUUUGGUUAUAUGAUUUUUCUUUUUUUCUCUUA
Messenger RNA from Brassica rapa (field mustard), 3878 nucleotides. RefSeq names its product transcription factor bHLH30. NCBI's taxonomy places the organism in Eukaryota, Viridiplantae, Streptophyta, Magnoliopsida, Brassicales, Brassicaceae. Gene Ontology annotation, biological process: regulation of DNA-templated transcription. The record is from RefSeq and is a predicted model, not a curated record. Gene Ontology annotation, molecular function: DNA-binding transcription factor activity; protein dimerization activity.